Molecule: messenger RNA, 1694 nt
Organism: Cadophora gregata
Lineage: Eukaryota; Fungi; Ascomycota; Leotiomycetes; Helotiales; Ploettnerulaceae
Exons: 2
Coding region: 540-1613 (357 amino acids)
Cellular component (GO): mitochondrial outer membrane; lipid droplet; endoplasmic reticulum membrane
Molecular function (GO): 3-beta-hydroxysteroid 3-dehydrogenase (NADP+) activity
Source: RefSeq, a predicted model, not a curated record
CCGCAGUCACCCUAAUAGAUUAUCUGGAACUCGUCGGCACACAUCAAGUGCAUCAUGUCAGUCAUUGCUUAGCCAGGUGGAGGUGCUCAGAUAUUCCAAAUCAAAUCCAGUCAGUUGUCGUGGCGUUCUUGUUCACACUGCACCCGUGGAAAUGCAGAACUUUGUAUCACUUCUUCCAACCGACUUUCCUUCAAACGACAUUAUCUGGUGCGAAUACGUCAAAGGAAAUCUCAUUGCUCAACCUUGACUGGCUGUCGGCGCGAUGGUGAACGGCUCAGUAAGCCAACCGUCCACGGGUAGCACAGCCUCAGCUGAAGUGGCCUUUAAGCAGCCAAUCACAUAUCGGUGUUGGAAUCUCUCGUCGCUGGAUUCUCAACCUUCUUUCCCAUUGACCCUUGGAUAUCGUCCCUCGACCCAAAAUCAUAAAAGUCGUCAACUGCCUUCCGACAAGCUGACUCCUCAUACCUUGACCGCAGACAAUCCUCGACAUCCUCCAUCCCAUUCAAAGCUACACGUUGCAAAAGAUACCAGCUCCCCGCAUGAUUUACCACCAAACAACAAUGACAUCUCCACUUAAAGGAACUGUCCUGGUUACUGGUGCCAACGGAGGAUUAGGGAGUGCAUUUGCGGCCAAUUUCCUAACGUCUCCUCAAGCCAAAGAAUAUCGCGCUCUCUUCACUGUUCGCAAUCCGGCCACCGCUCGUGACCUACAAGCAGUCAUCGAAAAAGGCCCGAAGGACUCCAAUUCCGAAGUUCUUCCCCUCGAUCUAGGAAGCCUUGAGAAUGUACGAUCCCUAGCAGCAGAUAUCAACGAGCGGGUUGGGAACGGCAUUCUUGAGCCUAUCAGAGCUCUAGUCCUGAUUGCAGCAUUCCAAGAUGCAAGUUCUGAAUCUUUGAAACCCCAGGCUUUCACGCAAGAGGGAUAUGAGAUGGCGUUUGGAGCGAACUAUCUCGCCAAUUUCGUGUUCGUUCUUGAUCUCUUGCAGUCGAUGGAUAAGGAGCAUGGAAGAAUUGUUUUUGUGUCAAGCUGGACUCAUGACUCCUUCGAUCCACAGAACAACAUACCACCUAUUUAUAAAGGCGAAGAAUUCAAAACAAUGUUCACCAGUGCGGAGGCUCUGUCUAAGGGUAUCGAGUAUAUGGACGAUGCAUGGGCAGCUGGUAUGCGGAGAUAUGGUGCGAGUAAAUUGCUGGUAGUCAUGUUCAUGUAUGAGCUCCAACGCCGCCUGGACUCCGAUCCAGCUCUUUCCAAUAUCUCGGUCCUAUCUAUGGACCCCGGAGCAAUGGGAGGGACUGGCAUCGCAAAAAGAGCCCCUCUACUGAUUCGCUUCAUCACCCAAGUCAUGAUACCUCUCUUGCAGCGAAUCUCGGUCUAUUUCUCGCCCAAUGGCUCCAUUCGACCAACAUGGAAGUCUGCCCAAGAUCUCAUGCUCGCAUCGUUCGAUGAGAAAUAUCUCGGCGUGCGUCCCAAGGCCGUUUACUUGAAUGGAAGCGCCAAAGCAGAAUCGUCAAUUGAGUCACGGGAUGAGGAGAAGCAGAGGCAACUUUGGGAGGAGAGUCUGAAAUUGGCGAUGAUUAGAGAUGGGGAGACGGUGUUGAAGAAUUGGCAGUGAUCAUGCGGAUCAGCUCGUGGAGAUAGACGCUUGUUGUGCAUCUGAUCGUAGAAGGUGAGUUUUUGGUGCAAGAUAACUCGU